GACAUGACCAAAGAUGAGACUACGACCACAGCAGCCACAGCGGUUGGAAUGGAGACUACUCCGAAAAACGACCUAACCCCUGGCCUACCAGCCCCUGACCUACCUCCUAGAGAGCAGUGGACUCAGAAAAUGGAUUUUAUAUUUUCUUGUAUCGGAUACAGUGUCGGGUUGGGAAAUGUCUGGAGAUUUCCAUAUCUAUGCUACAAAAAUGGUGGAGGUGCAUUUAUGAUACCCUACUUGAUCACAUUGUUCUUCGCUGGCAUACCGAUGUUCUUUCUGGAGCUGAGUUUAGGUCAAUAUCUGAGUGUCGGUGGUCUGGGUGUUUGGAAGAUUUGCCCCGUCUUUAAAGGGGUGGGAUAUGGUGCACUUAUUGCAGCCGCUUGGCUGAAUGUCUACUACAUAGUUGUAUUGGCCUGGGGUACGUUCUAUAUGUUCUCCUCGUUCACAUCCGUUCUGCCAUGGUCCUCUUGCGAUAAUUACUGGAAUACAUAUUCGUGUAGAUCUGAUUACGAACUCGCUCAUUGUCGUAAUCACGGAGUCGGAAGUAGUGAAAGUGUCGAAAGUUUUGGUUCGAUGAAUAGUUCUGCUUUCCAUUGGGAGAGUUCCAAUCAUUCGAAGAUGUGUCCUGAUGAGAAUAUGAUGACGGCUUCCCCUGAGAGAGAAUUCUGGGAGUAUCGCGUUCUUCAAAUUACGGACGGCCUAUGGACUCCUGGAAUAAUAAGAUGGGAGCUGGCAUUGACGUUGUUGUUAGCUUGGAUUGCAUGCUACUUCGCCAUUUGGAAAGGUGUCAAGUGGACUGGAAAGAUAACUUGGUUCACUUCCAUGUUCCCUUACGUUCUGUUACUAAUUCUUCUAAUUCGGGGUCUUACUUUGCCAGGGGCCGGUCAAGGCAUUACCUAUUAUUUGAAACCUAAUUUUUCACGCCUCUCUGAUUCUAUGGUCUGGAUAGACGCUGUGACGCAAAUUUUUUUUUCGUACGGACUGGUUCUCGGAGCGCAGAUUGCACUGGGAAGCUACAAUAAGUAUCACAACAACUGCAUGAAGGACGCUCUCAUAAUCUCUUGCAUCAACAGUGGGACGAGCCUUUUUUCAGGUUUCGUAAUAUUUUCCGUGAUUGGCUUCAUGGCUCAGCAGCAAGGAAAAUCUGUGGCCGAAGUUGCUCAGUCUGGUCCGGGUCUUGCGUUCCUCGUUUAUCCCUCUGCUGUCAGCCAACUACCAUUGUCACCCCUUUGGUCGGUUUUAUUCUUUCUGAUGCUGUUUUUUGUCGGACUGGAUAGCCAGUUUUGCACGGUGGAAGGCUUCGUAACGGCUGUUGUUGACGAAUGGCCUCACUUAUUUCGAAAAAGAAAAGAAGUCUUCGUCCUAGUAACCUGCGUUUUGUCAUAUCUAGUCGGCUUAUCCAUGGUCACACAGGGCGGCAUAUACGUGUUUGAGCUGUUCAACUUCUACUCAGCUUCUGGAACAGUUCUACUGUUGCUAAUAUUUUUUGAGUGCAUCGCCAUCUCUUGGUCGUACGGAGUGGACCGGUAUUACGAUGCUCUGACUGACAUGUUAGGCUAUCGACCUUGCUAUUGGUGGAAAUUUUGCUGGACAUUUACAACUCCAUUCAUUUGUUUGGGAACGUUCUUGUACCACGUGAUUCAGCACCAACCAAUCAAAUAUAUGGAUUAUUCUUACCCUCUAAGCGGACAGGUGAUUGGCUGGUUCAUGACCAUGUCCUCCUUAAUUGUCAUCCCGAUAUAUGCCAUGUUUAAAUUUUUCCACGAAAAAGGAACUAUUUUGGAGCGGUUGAAAAAGAUUUGUCGGCCAGACGUCGAUGAGCCAGUGAAACGAAAACUUUUAAACAGAGACAACGUUUAAAUAUUGUUACUCAUUUUUAAAGAAAAAAAUUACAGUAAUUGAAAAAUAAUUUGAAUUUUGGAUUAUUUUUUAAUAAAAUUCGUCGAUUUUAUUA
Messenger RNA from Helobdella robusta, 1954 nucleotides. RefSeq lists its product as hypothetical. Bases 4 to 1860 code for a protein of 618 amino acids. The record is from RefSeq and is a predicted model, not a curated record. Gene Ontology annotation, biological process: sodium ion transmembrane transport. NCBI's taxonomy places the organism in Eukaryota, Metazoa, Annelida, Clitellata, Rhynchobdellida, Glossiphoniidae. The transcript is spliced from 14 exons. Gene Ontology annotation, cellular component: membrane.